AUGGGGGGAGUGGUUGGGCCUGCGGCUGGUUACCCCUCGCAGUGGCUGGAUGUGCGCUUCCAGGUUCCGGCUCCUGCUACUGCCACUGCCUUCCCGCCUCCUCCUGCAGUGGCUGCACCGUCAGCUCUCUCUGCUCCACUUGUUGUGGCUGCACCGCCAACUCUCUCAGCUCCUGCUCUCGCGGUUCGUGAAUCACGCGUGCUGCAUCCUGUCGCACAAACAGCGCCUGCACCGUCGCCACUCGUCCAGUAUGUCGUCGCGGGCUCGGCGCCAGUGACAGCUGUGGACGCCGGCCCCGAUUCGGCCCACAAGGUGUUCCCCGAGUCUGCACCGCUUCCACAAGCGGCGCCUCCCUCCGAGACGAAGGGAAUCCGCGCGAAGUCUGAGAAUCGCGCCGCUGCCGUGGGGGGCAAAGCGACGUUUCAUUGGGGUCGCGAUUCUCCGUGUCGCCGCCCCUCCCCAUCGUAUCGAUCUGCACAUUGUGGCGGCCAUGGCGGCUGGAGGGGAGGUCACGGACGCGACCGUGAUGGCGUGAAUGAAGUAAAGCACUUGCGUCCCGACCUGCCGGGGAUGCUAGCUACUGCAAUGCGCUCGGUGCAGGUUGGGUCGUCGAGCCACAUCGGCUGGCAGUCUCUGCGCGCUGCUCCGAUAGCCCCUCCGCCCGUGUACGAGCACUUUCCGGCUCCUGCACCUGUUGCCCGUCCUGUGGCUGCUGUCCGGUAUCCCGACCUGCCGUGGAUCCCUCCUGUUGCGGGCAUGGGAUUUGUGGGAGUGGGAGGAGGAGAGGCGAGGGUGUCGUUCGUCCCCCCUCGUCUUGCUGCUACAGUUCCCCCUGCGGCGCCUCCUCCCUCUCUUCCUGAUCCUGGUGUUGGGGUGUUUGCGCCACAGGUGCAAGUGCCCACGACGGCGCUUGCGCAGCUGUGGCGCUUGGUGGUGUUAUAG
Messenger RNA from Closterium sp. Naga37s-1, 942 nucleotides. The record is from the annotation of a GenBank genome assembly. Lineage: Eukaryota; Viridiplantae; Streptophyta; Zygnematophyceae; Desmidiales; Closteriaceae.